AUGGCAACACUUUCACGUACACAGCAAACCCUCCACUUAUCAGAUGGUCGACAACUAGGCUUUGCAGAAUAUGGAAGUCCAACUGGAAAACCCAUGUUUUACUUCCAUGGCUUCCCAUCGUCAAGACUUGAAGCACAGCCAAUUGAUGACAUAGCUCAACGAUGUGGUAUCCGUCUCAUUGCCCUCGACAGGCCUGGUUUUGGGCUAUCAUCACCCAACCCUGACUAUCGCAUUAUCGAUUGGCCCGAGGACGUUGCAGAACUUGCCAAAGCAAGAAAUAUAACUGAAUUCUCUGUCUUUGGGCUCUCUGGAGGUGGUCCCUUUGCUUUGGCGUGUGCCUUUGCCCUUCCCAAGCGUACACUCACCAGUGUUGGACUAUUUGCUAGUGCACCACCUUGGGAAGCCGGUGUUCAGCAUGUGGAUUAUUCUCGUCGCAUUCUGAGAUUCUGUGCGAUUAAUUGCCCGACGUUACUUACGGGAGCGCUGAAUGCUCUGAAUCAUGUUGUUCGAUGGCUUGUGUUGUCAGGGCCCGCGAUAAAAAGAAUCGGAACAUGGCUCGAUGCGCAAGACGCAAAGGAAAAACCUGGGAUCGAAAUCACAAAGUCACACGCUGAAAGAGUCGAGGAUCUUGUCAACAUGCUUCUUGACGAGCCAUUCCGUCAAGGUGCUAGCGGAACAGUGCACGAGACCAAACUCCUAACCUCUCAAGACUGGGGGUUCAAACUAGAGGAUGUUGACUACGACAAUGUUCAGAUCUGGCAUGGAGUCAAAGAUACGAAUGCACCUAUCGCUAUGAUCAGGUACAUGGCGGAGCAUAUACCGAACUGUGAGCUGAACGAGUUUGAGGAGGAUACGCAUUACACCAUGUACAAGCACAUCGAGCCAGCGCUGCGCAGUUUAAUGAAGGCUAAGGAGAACAAUUAG
Molecule: messenger RNA, 924 nt
Organism: Fusarium pseudograminearum CS3096
Lineage: Eukaryota; Fungi; Ascomycota; Sordariomycetes; Hypocreales; Nectriaceae
Exons: 1
Coding region: 1-924 (307 amino acids)
Source: RefSeq, a predicted model, not a curated record